Messenger RNA from Daucus carota subsp. sativus, 2363 nucleotides. RefSeq lists its product as uncharacterized. Gene Ontology annotation, molecular function: protein binding. The record is from RefSeq and is a predicted model, not a curated record. The transcript has 4 exons. Lineage: Eukaryota; Viridiplantae; Streptophyta; Magnoliopsida; Apiales; Apiaceae. Bases 188 to 2359 code for a protein of 723 amino acids. Gene Ontology annotation, cellular component: plasma membrane.
GCAAGCAUGCAAGUAUAUAUUUUGAUAGGUAAUGCUGAAUUAUCAGCAGCAGCAAGAUACAUUUACUCCAGUAGAACCAUCACUACAAAAGUUUGACAAAACCGACCGCCUAAAACCGACCAACAUCAAAUAUCAGGCAACUCAUCUAUUGAGUGUGCACUCAUACAACUAGGUAUCUGCUGCUAUAAUGAAUAUAGACGCUUUGCUUGCGGAUGCCAUUGCUGGAGAUGCUAAUGCAAUUGCGAAAUUGGCAAUGGCAGCUGAUGAGCCGAGCAAAGAUGAUAGAACUAUCCUCCAUAGUGCUUGCAUGGAUGGACAUGUAGAACGUGUGCAAUUCAUUUUGAACAAGUUGGCCAGCAAGAACCUUCUAGUCAAGGUGGACAAGCAUGAACAAACUGCACUUCACCUUGCAGCGGGUCGUGGUUACACUAAAGUGGUCGAGAUCCUCAUCGAUGCAGCCAGACGUAGUUUGCCUUGUACGGCUACUGAUGAUCCUCAUAGUCGAGUUGGCGGGUUUGAGGAAUUUUUGAGGAAAACAAAUUACAUGGGGAACACGGCCUUGCACCAAGCGGUGACCAAGGGCGUUGUGGCUACUGUUAAGCGGUUAGUAGAGGCGGAUCCAGAUGAUAGACAUGUUCAAAAUCAUGGAGGUUUUACUCCAGUGUACCUUGCGGCUAAAUUAGGCUACAAUGAUAUAGUCAAGGUGAUCUGUGAAACUUGCACAGCUCCGUCGUUAGAUGGCCCUGAAGGUUCAACCGCUCUGCAUGCUGCUAUUAGUCAACUCCAUAAAGCAAACGUAAAUGACAAAGAUAUAGUUAUAGUACUUAUGGAGUCGGCCAAACGUUCAUCAGCUCUGAAGAAGGUGCCGAUUGAAGCCUUAUUCAAUAAAACUGACCACGAAAAUCGAACUCUCUUAAGUCUAGCAGUGCUCAAAAAUCAUCUGGACGUGGUCAAGUUGAUAUUAGAAGAAGAUCCUGCAUUUCGUGUUACUGGAAGUAAAAAUAGUGAUCUCAAGUCUCUAAUCUCCCUAGCGUCCAGAGAAGGGUACAACAACGUUGUCAAAACACUCUGUGAAAAAUACGAAUCUGGAAAGAAGACUGUUCAUACAGGUCAUUUCCUUCUACUUGAAGCUAUUAAAGGGCGCGAUAAAGAACUGGUUUAUGCUCUGUUGAAGUAUGAUGAACAUCUUGCAACUCAUGAAACUUAUGCAAAGUGGACAGCACUUCACUAUGCCGCAUUCUACAAUUUUGAUCGAAUAAUUGAUGCUAUAGUAAAAGCCCAAGAAAAUGUUUACUGGAAACCUAUGUAUGGAGCCAAGGUAGAAACACCCCUUAUUCUAGCAGCCAACAGAGGAUAUACUUCUACGGUGAUACUACUGAUGGAAUUAUUGCCAGCUUUAUCAUGUGUCGCAGUUAAUCAUAAGCUUCAGAACAUACUACACAUCGCGGUGGUUCAAAGCAACAAAGUUAUGAUACAGAGCAUUUUAGCAUAUUGUCCAAAAAGUUGUACAAACCAGAUUCUGAAUGCUAAGGAUGAGAAUGGUAAUACACCUCUCCAUCUACUUAUAUCUCAAGGUUGCUUCGUCAAAGAGCUCAUCAAACACAAGGGUGUUGAUUUCCUCGCCAAAAACCACGAAAAGUGGAUUCCUUUAGAUAUGUUAUAUUUCCAAAACGAAGUCAUAGCUGAUCAGGCGGAAAUCAAAAAAUUACUUGAUGACACCCAAGCUACUGAGCACCAGAAGUUUUGGCACAUAAUUACUAAGCGGAGGUCGAAUAAUCCCACAAGUUUAGUGCCUUCAAGUACACGGUGGCUAAAAGAUGUGGAAUUCAGGACGCGUAUAAAAGAACUAAGAAAAAAAGAGAUUAAGGAAAUGAAAGACGAGCUUGAACGAUACCGAGGAAGAACCACCACACAAAUAGUAGUUACCGCACUUAUCACAACAGUAACUUUUACCGUAGGAUUUGCCAUGCCAGGCGGAUACCACCAAAGUGGAGAACCCGAAGAAGGUCUCGUCCUUCUUUCGAAGAAAAAAGCGUUCAAUAUAUUUAUGGUAUCGGAUGCACUAGCUCUAGCACUAUCCGUAACUUCUCUGUUCAUCUAUUUCAUGUCAUCAAUGUAUGAUAAUCCGAAACAGGUGUGGAAGUUCGACGCUGCCUCAACAAUGCUCAACAUCGUUUCUGUUAUGGCAAUGAUUUUGACCUUCAUAGCCGGAAUAUAUGUUGUGCUAUCGCACUCACCAGGCCUCGCCUUGGCAGUUUGCAUCAUCUGCUCUAUUUUCUUUAUUUCAAUUACUGUUUUAGUAAUUAAGAUGAUGUGUGAUUGUAUGAUAAGUAAGAAAAUGAAAGUCUCAGAAUGUUAGUCAC